Messenger RNA from Elaeis guineensis (African oil palm), 1187 nucleotides. Its product is annotated as membrane steroid-binding protein 1. NCBI's taxonomy places the organism in Eukaryota, Viridiplantae, Streptophyta, Magnoliopsida, Arecales, Arecaceae. Gene Ontology annotation, cellular component: endomembrane system; endoplasmic reticulum; membrane. The record is from RefSeq and is a predicted model, not a curated record.
CCUUGGACUCCUCCCCGCACCCACCUCCUUCAUUCCCCUCAUAAAAGAUAAGAAAAGAAGAGAGAAAAAGAGAAAAGUCGUUGGGACUCCCUAGCAAAAGGGUGCGAGAGAAAGAAUGGCGGUGGCGGAGCUGUGGGAGACUUUGAAGCACUCGAUCGAGGCCUACACAGGGCUGUCCCCGGCGACCUUCUUCACCGUGCUGGCCCUGGCCGCCGCCUUCUACCACGUCGUCUCCGGCUUCCUCCAGCCUCCUCCCGCCCCGAGGAAGCGCGAGGUCGAGUUCGAGGAGGUCGAGCCCCUUCCGCCCCCCGUGCAGCUCGGCGAGAUCGCCGAGGAGGAGCUCAAGGCCUACGACGGCUCCGAUCCUAAGAAGCCUCUCCUUAUGGCCAUCAAGGGCCAGAUCUACGACGUAACCCAGAGCAGGAUGUUUUAUGGACCUGGGGGCCCAUACGCAUUGUUUGCUGGUAAAGACGCUAGUCGGGCACUGGCAAAAAUGUCCUUUGAACCAAAGGAUUUGACUGGUGAUAUUUCUGGCCUUGGUCCUUUUGAGCUUGAGGCGUUGCAGGACUGGGAGUACAAGUUCAUGAGCAAAUAUGUGAAGGUGGGGACGGUUAAGAAAACUGUGCCUGUGGAAGAUGCAUCCGCAGGCAGUGCCUCCGGAACAACAGAGAGAGCUGCUGAUACCACCGACAGCAGCCCUGCAGAUAGUCAAGUAGGCCAUACUGCAGAAUCCAAGGAGACUGAUCAAGCAGACCAUGGCGCUAAAUCAGAGCAUAUAGCAGAAUCAAACGAAGAUGGUCCAGCAGGUCAUGGUAAUGAGGGAGAGCAUAAGGCAGAAUCGAAGGUCGGCGGUCCUGCCGAAUAUGGUGAUGAAGCUGAUGCUGUCGAUCAUGGAGCAGAUCUAAAGGAAGUCGGUGCAGGUGAAGGAACCAAAGAAUAGUUCAAAUUACAGCAUGAUAGGGGCUUCGCUUGUAGAAAAACCUAUAAGAUAUAAAGAACUUUGAGGAAUGUUCUCUUUUCAGAUGAGGGGAGGGGCGUUCUUUCCCGUUAUGUUUGUAUGACAGGUUAAUAAGCGCAUCCUGGUGAGACUUAAAAUGGUUAUCUUGUUGUUGCAUCCUCUGAUGUACUGGAUUGCCCUAUAAUUUCUGUUUAUCAACAGUUUUAUUGCAGAGAGAAUUGCUAUGCUA